Molecule: messenger RNA, 2887 nt
Organism: Hemicordylus capensis (graceful crag lizard)
Lineage: Eukaryota; Metazoa; Chordata; Lepidosauria; Squamata; Cordylidae
Product: inter-alpha-trypsin inhibitor heavy chain H3-like
Exons: 19
Coding region: 9-2675 (888 amino acids)
Biological process (GO): hyaluronan metabolic process
Molecular function (GO): serine-type endopeptidase inhibitor activity
Source: RefSeq, a predicted model, not a curated record
CUUUCAAUAUGGGGAGGCAUAUCUUGUUCUACAUUUUGUUGGCUUUGAUUCCUGCUCUUGUAACAUCAGAUUUUAUAAUAGAACAAUUCAGGAACAUCAAGAAGAGAAGUGCUUCUGAUGUGCACACCAAAGGUAUAGAAAUCUACUGGGUGAAAAUUGAUUGCAAAGUUACUUCCCGAUUUUCCCGUAAUGUCAUCACCAGUCGAGCUGUAAACCGUGCAAGUGUGUCCAAGGAAGCCUUUUUUGAAGUGGAAAUUCCUAAAACAGCCUUCAUUAGCAACUUUACCAUGACAAUUGAUGGUGUAAUUUAUCCUGGAACCAUAAAGGAAAAAGAAGUUGCCCAACAACAGUAUCAAAAAGCAGUUUCAAGUGGAAAGACUGCAGGUCUUGUAAAGGCCUCUGGAAGAAAAACUGAAAAAUUCAGCGUUUCAGUCAACAUUGCAGCAGCCAGCAAAGUCAUUUUUGAGUUGACUUAUGAGGAACUGCUGAAGAGAAGUUUUGGGAAGUAUGAGUUGUUUAUAAAAGUAAACCCAAAGCAGCUUGUCAAUAAGUAUGAGAUUGAGGCAGACAUAUUUGAGCCCCAAGGUAUCAGCAGUCUUGAAGCAGAGGGAACAUUUAUCGACAAUGAAUUAUUACCAGUUGUAAAAAAGUCUUUUUCAGGAAAAAAGGGCCAUGUGUCAUUCAGUCCCACUAUUGAUCAACAACGAACCUGUGAUAAUUGUACAAACUCUUUGCUGCAAGGAGAUUUUGUCAUAAAGUAUGAUGUGAACAGAGAUUCUUCUAGUAGCUUACAGAUUGUCAAUGGAUACUUUGUACACUUUUUUGCACCAAAAGAUCUUGCACAUUUUCCUAAAGAUAUUGUCUUUGUAAUAGAUGUCAGUGGCUCCAUGUCAGGACGGAAAAUUGAACAGACCAAAGAAGCACUACUAAAAAUAGUCGAAGAUUUAAAGGAAGAUGAUCACUUUAAUUUAAUACUAUUUGAAAGUGAUGUUACCCCAUGGAAAGAUGGGUUAAUUAAAGCCACUCCUGAGAAUGUUACAGAAGCAAAGGAAUUUAUUAGGACAAUUACUUCCAUGGGAGGAACAAGUCUUAAUGGUGGUUUACUGAAAGGAAUUGAAAUCCUGAAUGUAUCAGAGUCAGUGCAUAGAAGAAGUGCUCCUUUUAUCAUCAUGUUAACAGAUGGUCAGCCAACUGAUACAAGCACCAGUGUGAUCCAGCAGAAUGCUAAAAAUGCAAUUCAAGGAAAAUACCCUUUAUACAAUCUGGGUUUUGGCUAUGACCUUGACUAUGCAUUUUUAGAAAAUUUAGCAAGAGAAAACAAUGGAUUGGCUCGUCGCAUCUAUGAAGACUCUGAUUCAGCCCUACAGUUACAGGGGUUUUAUGAUGAAGUGGCUAAUCCUUUACUUACUGAAGUAGCAUUACAGUAUCCCGAAAAUGCCAUCUCUGACCUGACUCAGAAUAGUUUUAAGCACUAUUAUGGUGGUUCCGAAAUUGUUGUGGCUGGACGAAUUACAGACAAUGACCUGAACAGUAUUACUGCAGAGGUGAAAGCUAAAGGUGCAGAAGACGACCUGACCUUUACUGAACAAGCAGGAGUUGAGGAGACAGCUAAAGCACUUGAAGAGCAAAAAUACAUAUUUGGAGAUUAUAUUGAGAGACUCUGGGCUUAUCUCACUAUUCAACAACUUCUGGAAAAACGCUCUAUAGCAACAGGGUAUGAAAAGGGUAACCUGACUGCUCAAGCCCUGGAAAUGUCUCUGAAAUACAAGUUUGUGACUCCUUUGACAUCCAUGGUGGUCACAAAGCCAGAAGAUGAGGAUGCUGUUGCUGACAAACCAGUAGAAGGUACCAAUGUCUUCUAUUCUAUAAGGAAAUUAACCAACCAACCUGACCUAGCUCUUUCUUUAGGAGGAAAGUUUAAAAUAAACAUUUUGUUUCACGUGGAUGGAGAUCCACACUUCAUUAUAGCAGUUCCUCAGAAAGAAGAUGCCCUUUGUUUCAAUAUUAAUGAAGAUCCAGGAACAGUGUUAAACUUAAUAAGAGACCCAGUUACAGGUAUUACAGUCAAUGGGGAGCUUAUUGGUGAUAAGAAGAGCAUCAAUGAUGUAGGACCACAAAAUACAUAUUUUGGAAAACUUGGGAUUGCAAAUAUUCAUCUGAAUAUAAGUCUUGAAAUAACUACUGAGGAAAUUGUUCUCCAGAAUGGUAUAAAACGGACAGUAUUCAAGUGGCUUGAUGAAGUCAUCUUACAACAACCAAGCUUGACUCUGAUAAUCAAACGAAAAAGGAGUCUGGAGGUUUCAGUGGGCAACGAGGCAAAAUUUGUUGUUGUCCUGCAUCAAGUGUGGAAAAAACAUCCACUGCACCGAGAUUUCCUAGGAUUUUACACAAUGAAUAAUCACAGGCUGUCAGAGCAAACCCAUGGCUUAUUAGGGCAAUUUUUCCGCUCCAUUGACUUCAGCAUACUUGAAAUCCAUCCUGGGUCUGAUCCUGAGAAACCAGAUGCCACCAUGAUUGUGAAAAGCAACCUGCUGACAGUAACCAGGGGAUGGCAGAAGGAUUACAAAGACGAUGUCCGGCAUGGCGUCAAUGUUCCUUGCUGGUUUAUUCACAACAAUGGGGAAGGCCUCAUUGAUGGUGUUCACACAGACUAUAUUGUGCCCAGUAUAUUUUGAUACAAAUGGAAUUAUUAUUGCUGUGACUAUGAACAUAAUUUUUCAAUGCAAUUUGUUCAAAAGGCAACUAUAGCAAAAGACAACUUUUAUGUGUUAAUGCUAGCAACACCACCUGAAAAUAUGUUUAUAUGACUUGUCAUGAUCUGUUCGUUAAUGCAUAACAGUUGUUCUGAAUGAAUAAAUCAAGAUGCUGAUGUUAUAGUCAUUGAAAA